Acanthoscelides obtectus is the source of this 519-nucleotide messenger RNA. NCBI's taxonomy places the organism in Eukaryota, Metazoa, Arthropoda, Insecta, Coleoptera, Chrysomelidae. The record is from the annotation of a GenBank genome assembly.
AUGGCAUGUUUAUUAAACGGAUAUAUCCCAGUCGCCCUGAAGCCACUACAGAUAUUGCUCAUCUGUUCUAUCGGGCUGUUGGUCCCAAGUCCGUGUGGCGUUCCCCCUUUCCCCUGUAUCCCCCUAUAGCCCCACGGUACCCCAUGGGUGUUUAGGCCUUAGGCCUUCGUGGUAGUUGGAAUAUAAAAAAAAAAGUUAAUAUCUUUUUUGUAGGGAACCAUACUUCCUAUCGGUAACCGAUGAGGCUAAAUAUUAUUUUAGAAGUUUUUUAUUAGUUUAGUGUACUCCUCCAUCACUCUGCCAGGUAGUAGAAUUAUAGGCCUGUAAUUGUGAAGAUCAAUCUUUGUAUGUUUUACAUGACAUGUACAUUACAAAACACCAUUUCACUCAUUUCUGUCGAUCUGCCUGUCGGCCUGUCUGUGCGCUAAUUUUGAUACAAGGGUACUACUAUGCCACAGAUUAUACAGAUGUCCUUUCACGUACUUAGGCAAAAUAAUUUGCGGAGAGCUUUUUUUUUAA